Molecule: messenger RNA, 1173 nt
Organism: Guillardia theta CCMP2712
Lineage: Eukaryota; Cryptophyceae; Pyrenomonadales; Geminigeraceae
Exons: 13
Coding region: 37-1173 (378 amino acids)
Source: RefSeq, a predicted model, not a curated record
AGCAUCUUUCAUUCCAUUCAUCGUGGAGGAGCAGCGAUGACACAGGGGGAGGACGCCAACGUUCAAGGAGGGAGGGACUCCGUCAAGACAAGGGACUCGAGAUCAAGACCGCAAAGUCACAUAGGAGCCAGGGCAUCUGACUUCAAGGGGCCCCCUUGGAUGAACCCCGGAGUUGAUGUCACCAACGCGCUGCUGAAACAGGAGUUUGAGACGAUGAUGAAGAAGAAGAGGGAGGAUGAGUACUACAACCAGAAGCUCAAUAUCCAGAAGAAGCCGCCAGUGGAAAAUCUCCCGAAGAAGACAUGGAGGUUCUACAUGCACGUCGGAUCCAACGGGAACUUGUGGAGUGACCUCGAGCGGAUGCCGGCGGAACGCAGGCAUCUGGUUUUAACCCCGACUGUGAUGAAGGGGCAAGAAGAGCAUAUCAAGCAUGUUCAGCGACAUAUGGAGCAGGAGCUGGUCAGUCAUAUUGACAGGAUAGAGAGGGUCAACUGUGAGAGGAGUAUACGGAGGUACGCGCUGCAAGAGCAGCAGAUGAAGAACAUAGAGAUCUACAUGCGAGCAAGACAGAAACGCCCCUUCUCAGCGCAUGCUGCAUUGCUGUCGCAACAUAUCAGAACAGCCGAAACGGGCGAAACUUCUACCCAGGUGGCGCCUGAGCUCGCAGCGAGGACCAUCCUUACCCUGCACCUUCAGGAGCAUGAGGGCACCUGCCAGAAGGAGAUCCAUGGUAGAGACCUGGAGGCAUCAGCACAGGGACGAGCCACGAGUUCUCUGUGGAAGGCGAAUGAGUUUCAUGAGGUGCAGCGCCCUGCGUCAGCUCUACCCGGGAACGUCUUCAAGAAGUUCGCUUUCACCACCCAGCUGAACCCAGAGCAGUGGAGUGAGGCGACUAGGAGGCAUGGCAUCUGCUUCCCGAUCGCAGCUCGUGACGUUGCUGGCAGGAGGCUGCGGACGCGGGAAAGAAUGACGUGGGAGAUCAACCGACCAGACCUUGCUGAGCAUGCCAACGCACUGGCAGAGCAGAAGGCGGUACUGGAGGAGGAGUACCUGACGGCGAAGCAGAAGGAGCUGCGGGACAAGCGGACGCUGGUCAUGCAGACGAUGAAGGAAAGACAGUCAAAAAGAGCUGAGCUUGAGCUCAAGUCAGGGCAGAUCAAGAGCAGGAGGUAA